Messenger RNA from Papilio xuthus (Asian swallowtail), 976 nucleotides. Its product is annotated as enhancer of split mbeta protein. Gene Ontology annotation, molecular function: protein dimerization activity; DNA binding. The transcript has a single exon. The record is from RefSeq and is a predicted model, not a curated record. The coding region runs from base 44 to 772 and encodes 242 amino acids. NCBI's taxonomy places the organism in Eukaryota, Metazoa, Arthropoda, Insecta, Lepidoptera, Papilionidae. Gene Ontology annotation, biological process: regulation of DNA-templated transcription.
CGCGCGCCUCACUCGUACUCUGACCGCCGCGCGCGCCGCACUCAUGAUCCUACCCACGAGAGCCAUGUCCCCGCCACACGGCGUAUACACCGCGCCGCCUCACGACGAAGAGCCCGUGUCCCGGACCUACCAGUACAGGAAGGUCAUGAAACCUAUGCUGGAAAGAAAGCGACGCGCCCGCAUCAACCGCUGCCUCGACGAACUCAAAGAUCUAAUGGUCACAGCCCUGCAGGCGGAAGGCGAAAACGUCUCCAAACUAGAGAAGGCAGACAUCCUCGAGCUGACAGUGCGACAUCUUCAUAGCCUUAAGAGGAGAGGGCAACUAGUGUUGAAACAUGAAAUGUCGUAUGCGGAGCGAUUUCGUGCUGGCUUCACACAGUGUGCGACUGAAGUGUCCCAAUUUAUUGCAAACGCCACCCUCGCUGCCAACGCGAUGCAAAGACAGGGUCCAGUGGACCCUCAGGCGGGUGCGAGACUCCUGCAGCACCUCAGCAACUGCAUACGAAGGCUUGAAAGUCCUCAGGUAGUGCAGCCGCAGCCGAUCGCACCCGGCGGGGUUGCGAGGCCCACGCCCUUGCAGGCAAUACCGGGCCCGCAUCCGCAGCAAACCUUGGCUAUGGGUCCGCAUGAGCGAGGCAUGAAGAGGCCAGCAGACGUGAUCGGGCAGGGCGGCGAAGAGGUGAGCUCAAAGCGGGCGUACGCGCCGCCCUCGCCGCCGCACAGCCCCGCCUCCGAGCCCGACCCCGCCCAAUCGAUGUGGCGACCCUGGUGACCGCCGCUGAGACGAUGCCAACGUGUCCCUGAUCUCGCAACCUAUACUUCCAGGACUGUGUGACCGGAUGUGUGAUAUAGAGUUAUGUUUGACCCAGUUAACGUUCCUAGAACCGAUGUGUGUUGAAAAACGAAUUGUGAUUCGUUCGCUUUGCUUGUUGAAGUUUUGUUUUUAAUUUAAUAAAAUAAGGUUUUUUGUUUUAAA